Molecule: messenger RNA, 1729 nt
Organism: Benincasa hispida (wax gourd)
Lineage: Eukaryota; Viridiplantae; Streptophyta; Magnoliopsida; Cucurbitales; Cucurbitaceae
Product: putative aquaporin NIP5-1
Biological process (GO): transmembrane transport
Cellular component (GO): membrane
Molecular function (GO): channel activity
Source: RefSeq, a predicted model, not a curated record
UUCUCUCCAUUCUUACACCAUUUACACCUUCCUCUUUCAUUCCCAUUUUCUCUCUAUCUUUUUCUUUUCUCCAUUAAUCUUAAUUCCAUAAUUCCAUUUUUUCACUCUGGAUUUUCUCAUUCAACCCAUUUUUUUAAGCUUCUAAACUAAAUUAGGCCUGGCUUCCUUCUCUUCAACAAACCUUCCUUAACUUCACAUUUAUAAAAGCUUCCAAAUCAUGUAAUUUUAGACCCCUUUCUCAAUCACCCCCUUCAAAAAAAUCCCAAAAAAAAACUUUUUUUUUUAAAAAAAAAAAUUAGAUGAAUUUCUUUUGUAUCCCAAAGUAAAAAUCUAGUGUUUAUUAUCCUGGCUAAGCUUCCAAUUCUGCCUUAGAACAACUUUUAUAAAAAACCCCAAAUCAUGUAACUUUGUUUUUUAAAAUUCCCAUCAUUCAAACACCCAAAAAACCAAAAAAAAAUUGAUUUUUUUUAAUACCCAGAAGUUUGUUUAUUGAAAAAAAAAAAAAAGAAAAAAAAAUGCCGGAAUCGGAAAGUGGAACACCGGUGGCGUCGGCGCCGGCGACCCCAGGGACGCCGGGAGGGCCGCUGUUUUCCGGGCUCCGAGUGGAUUCUCUAUCGUACGAUCGGAAGUCAAUGCCGCGGUGUAAGUGCUUGCCCGUGAAUGCUCCCACGUGGGGCCAACCUCACACGUGCUUCACUGACUUCCCUGCUCCCGAUGUCUCUCUCACCCGCAAGCUAGGAGCAGAAUUUGUGGGAACAUUCAUCUUGAUAUUUGCUGCGACGGCAGGGCCCAUUGUCAACCAAAAAUACAACGGCGUCGAGACUCUGAUCGGAAACGCUGCGUGUGCCGGGCUGGCGGUGAUGAUCGUAAUUCUGUCGACGGGACACAUUUCUGGAGCCCAUCUGAACCCGUCGCUGACCAUUGCCUUUGCGGCCCUCCGCCACUUCCCUUGGGUGCAAGUCCCCGCCUACAUCGCUGCCCAGGUCUCCGCCUCCAUUUGCGCCUCCUUCGCUCUCAAAGGUGUUUUUCACCCUUUCAUGUCCGGUGGCGUCACUGUCCCCUCCGUCAGCACUGGCCAGGCCUUCGCUCUUGAAUUUAUCAUCACUUUCAAUCUCUUGUUUGUCGUCACCGCAGUCGCCACUGACACUCGUGCGGUUGGAGAGUUGGCUGGAAUUGCAGUCGGAGCUACAGUGAUGCUUAAUAUUCUUGUUGCUGGGCCCUCAAGCGGUGGUUCGAUGAACCCUGUUCGAACUUUGGGCCCCGCCGUGGCUGCCGGAAAUUAUAGAGCAUUAUGGGUGUAUCUGGUGGCGCCGACGCUAGGGGCAAUAGUCGGCGCUGGAACUUACACCGCUGUGAAGCUGAGAGAAGACGAAGUAGAAGCGCCGUCGCAGGUAAGGAGCUUCCGGCGUUGAAAUCAGGCGGUGGGCAUUGGCUAAGUAUGAGUCUAUGACAUAAAAUGUGUGUGUGUCAGUAGAAAAAAUAAAGAUAAGAAAAAGGCGAUUGGGGAUUGAUGAGACUGGAAGACCAUAUCGUCUUGAUUGCUACGUUUGUGUCUGUUUAUAUGCGUCAUUGCUUCUUCUUGCCAACUUUGAAUUGAGUUCUUUUUAGGGUUUCUUUUGUCGAAAACACACACUUCUGUGCUUUCUCUUUGCUUGUGAUCAAUAUGUAAUUGACAUCUUGUCUUUGUGAUAUAUAUAUUAUAAUGUAUGCCCUUGUGAUAUAUAUAUUA